AUGUCAUUCAGAGGAACCAAAUUCAACCAGAUCCCAACUUCAAACCAGUUCAAUCCACCGCAGACACAGUUUGGCCAACAGCAACAGCAGCCGAAGAAGAACUGGAAACAACAGUUCGAGCAAUUGUCUGGGAAAGUGGAGGAAGCUUUGGAUCACCCGGUGUUGAAAAUAGUUCAACCGUAUAUUCCACAGAUCGGAGGGUUUUUAAUCGUUGCAACGUUUUUCGAGGAUUCCAUAAGAAUCUUGUCACAAUGGUCGGAUCAGGUGUUUUACCUUUGGAACUAUAGACACAUCCCUUACUACCUUGUGAUUGUUCUCUUGGUGCUUUGUGUUGUGACCAUGUUGGCCGCUUCGACACUGAUCGUUUUGAAGAAACACCAACUCUAUGCUUCCGCGGCGUUGAUAGCCAUCGUCCUUGUCCAGGGACUCAUGUAUGGCCUGUUCAUUGCGCCAAACUUCAUUUUGAGAAAUGUGUCUCUUGUUGGCGGGUUGUUGAUCGCCCUCAGCGAUACUCUUGUCAAGGAGAAAAUGAGAUUUGCCGGAUUACCAGAUAUUCACUCCAACAACGCUUACAAGGGAUAUGUCCUAUUAGCGGGAAGACUCAUGUUGGUGUUUAUGUUCUUCUCCUUCGCAGCAACCAAGAGCUGGCCAACAACGAUAAUCACCUUCAUCGGGAUCGUCUCUAUCGCUGCAGGGUACAAGACAAAGUUCGCCUCCGUCAUCCUCAUCACCAUCUUGACUUUCUACAACUUUACUCAAAACCCUUACUGGUCUGCAACGUCCGAUUCCAAGAGAGACUUCCUCAGAUACGAAUUCUUCCAGACGUUAUCCAUCAUUGGUGGGUUGCUGUUGGUUGUCAAUACCGGUGCAGGCGAGUUGUCCAUCGAUGAGAAGAAGAAGAUCUAUUGA
Molecule: messenger RNA, 909 nt
Organism: Williopsis jadinii
Lineage: Eukaryota; Fungi; Ascomycota; Saccharomycetes; Phaffomycetales; Wickerhamomycetaceae
Gene: ERV29
Product: protein ERV29
Exons: 1
Coding region: 1-909 (302 amino acids)
Cellular component (GO): membrane
Source: RefSeq, a predicted model, not a curated record